AUGGUGUGCUGGCUGCCAAGCGACAGCGAUUGGGAUCACCACUACAAUGUCACUGGCGACGAGACCUGGAAGGCCGAAAACAUGCACAAGAUCUUUGCCAAGAUCGAAAAGAACAACUAUGCCGAGGCCGGCAGCCCCGGCCACGGCUUCGACGGCUACUUCCAGACCAACAUGGGCGCCAUGGCGCAGGCCCGUGGCGGUGCUCUGCAAGGCAACAAGGUGAUGGAGGCCUACGCCAAAGAGUUUGGCGUCGACGACUGGGACAUGACGGACCUCCUGACCCGGGACCCCAACGAGAUGGUAGCCGACCGGGACCAAAUCUCCAGCAUCUUCGGCCUGGUGAACCACCAGUACGCCAACGGUCAGCGAUAUAGCUCGCGCGACUACGUCAAGGCCGCGGUGGACGCGGGCGACCCGAUCACGGUAUCGCUCACCUCGCUGGCCACCAAGGUCCUCUUCGACACCAGCGGCGACUGCGGCGACAAGCCGCGCGCCGUGGGCGUCGAGUACCUCGAGGGCAAGUCCCUGUACGCGGGCGACUCGCGCCGCGUCGCCGGGGACGCCGGGACUAAGAAGACGGUCAAGGCGAAGAGGGAGGUCAUCGUGUCGGGCGGCGCCUUCAACUCCCCGCAGCUCCUCCUGCUGAGCGGCAUCGGCGCCAAGGAGCACCUGGAGGAGUUCGACAUCCCCGUCGUCGUCGACCUGCCCGGCGUGGGCCAGCACCUCAUGGACAACCAGGAGAUGCCUAUUAUCGGCACGGGGUCCGCCGGCUCGGGCACCACGGGUGUGGCCAUGUUCAAGACCAACUUCCCCGCCUACGACGAGCGCGACAUGUUCCUCAUGGGCGGUCCGGGAGCCCCGCUCCCCUACGGCGUCAGCAUGGUCAAGGGUUCCUCGGUCAACAACAAGGGCUGGGUCAAGCUCCGAUCCGCGGACCCCCAGGACACCCCCGAGAUCAACUUCAACCACUAUGCCGAGGGCUCGGACGCCGACAUCCAGGCCAUGGCGGACACCCCCGACGAGAACGGCAGCUGCGGCCAGGACGACAUCGACUGGAUCCACAAGCAAACGUUCGGCCACCACCCCACCAGCUCCAACAAGAUUGGCGCCGACGACGACCCGAUGGCCGUGCUCGACUCCAAGUUCCGCGUGCGGGGCGUCGCCGGCCUCCGCGUCGUGGAUGCCAGCGCCUUUGCCCGCAUCCCCGGCAUUUUCCCCUCCGCGCCCACCUUCAUGAUUAGCCAAAAGGCCUCGGACGAGAUGAUUGCCGAGAUCGAGGCCGGUGAGGCUAUUGAGGUGUGCGAGGCGGCGCUUCCGGAAUAA
This is a messenger RNA of Parascedosporium putredinis, 1323 nucleotides long. The record is from the annotation of a GenBank genome assembly. Lineage: Eukaryota; Fungi; Ascomycota; Sordariomycetes; Microascales; Microascaceae.